AUGAGUAUGCAACCUACCUCCCUUGCAGCAAUUUCAUGUACUAUAUUUGAAGACUUGCUUCGGGAUUACACUCAUGAACUGACCCAAAAGAUUCAUAGGAUGAGUAAGCUUGCGUUACAAAAGUGUGAAAGAUGCAAUACCUAUUGCCGACAACAUUGUACCAAACCAGGCUUUGACAUUUACGCAAACAACAUACAAACACCCUCUAGUAUACCUUACUAUCAAUGCCUUUCUUGCCGGCGUGAAAUAGCUGCUUCUCGAUAUGCAGCACAUAUGGAAAAAUGCAAAGGUCGCUCACUUUCAUCAGCUACUUCUUAUGCUAGUCUUCUUGAUGGAGACAGUGCUAAUGACGACGAAUAA
Molecule: messenger RNA, 360 nt
Organism: Schizosaccharomyces osmophilus
Lineage: Eukaryota; Fungi; Ascomycota; Schizosaccharomycetes; Schizosaccharomycetales; Schizosaccharomycetaceae
Gene: sgf11
Product: SAGA complex deubiquitinating submodule subunit Sgf11
Exons: 2
Coding region: 1-360 (119 amino acids)
Source: RefSeq, a predicted model, not a curated record